Molecule: messenger RNA, 825 nt
Organism: Vicia villosa (hairy vetch)
Lineage: Eukaryota; Viridiplantae; Streptophyta; Magnoliopsida; Fabales; Fabaceae
Product: small ribosomal subunit protein bS6c
Exons: 2
Coding region: 66-668 (200 amino acids)
Biological process (GO): translation
Cellular component (GO): ribosome
Molecular function (GO): structural constituent of ribosome; small ribosomal subunit rRNA binding
Source: RefSeq, a predicted model, not a curated record
GUUGGCCUUAUCUGAUUCUAUCUAUCAUUCACCUUUCAGUAACAUCACUCAUCUUCUUCAAAACAAUGGCAUCAAUGGCAACAUCCUCUUCACUCAAUUCAAUUCCUCUUUCAUCUUCUUCCUCUCUUUCCGCUCCUUCCAUUCGUGCAUUCUCUGAAUCCAAUUUCCACUUUCCCCAAAACAGAAACCACCAUUCCAACCUCACCGUUAAAGCACAAACCCUAGAUUUUACCAGUUCGUUCUUCGAAGGCGGAUUCGGUUCAGGCGAUGAUCCGUUUUCUCCAGCAAUCGGUUUUCCUGCCGUUGAAGAGAAACCGGAACCACAAUGCCCGCCCGGACUUAGGCAGUACGAAACUAUGGUGGUUUUGAGACCUGAUAUGUCUGAAGAUGAGCGUCUUGCACUCACUCAGAAAUACGAAGAGCUUCUUGUUGCUGGAGGUGGCAUGUAUGUAGAGGUUUUUAACAGGGGUAUUAUUCCACUAUCGUAUAGCAUCCAGAAAAAAAACAAGGAAGGAGAAACUAACACCUAUAUGGACGGCAUCUACCUCUUAUUCACCUACUUCACAAAGCCCGAGUCCUUAAAAGCCCUUGAGCAGACACUAUUGGCGGACGAUAAUGUUGUCCGAUCAACGAGCUUCAAGAUCAUCAAGAAAAAGAAAGAUAAGUGAUAAAAGGAUGGAUUGAAAAUAAAAAAAGAAUGUAGCAUUCAUCAUUUGUUGUUAUGGUGUUUUUUUUUUCUUUCAUUUUCAUAUGGAUUCAAGUAUUUUUGUAACAUGGUUGUAUUAAAUUAAGAGAGGAAUGUAUGUGCUAUUACUUAAAAGCCAA